AUCACCACAGGCAAAAUCAGAAACUGAACACUAAGCUGACAAAACCUGCAGUAGCUUCCGAACAUGCAGAGAAUGGACGCUGGGAUGGACCUGCUCCACAGCUCCGGGGUAGAGCUGGUGCAGUAUCUACAGAUGAAUUACAGGGACUCCCAGAGCUGGUUCACCUUUAUCUCUUUCGCCGCUGACCUGAGAAACACUUUCUUUGUUUUCUUUCCCAUCUGGUUCCAUCUGUGUGAAGCCGUGGGUGUCAAACUCAUCUGGGUGGCCGUCAUUGGAGACUGGCUCAACCUCAUCUUCAAAUGGUUCUUAUUUGGGCAAAGACCUUACUGGUGGGUCCAUGAGACCCAGUUUUAUGCUAAUUCUUCCCUUCCCGUGGUGCAGCAAUUUCCGAUCACAUGUGAAACAGGACCAGGAAGUCCAUCUGGUCAUGCAAUGGGUUCAGCCGGAGUCUGGCAUGUGAUGGUCACAGCCUUACUGACCUUUGGAUUACAAAAGAAGCAGCCCAUCUUCCAAAAAUGGUGUCUCCAUGUGCUGCUAUGGACAGUGUUCUGGGUGAUUCAGAUCUGUGUCUGUGCAUCGAGAGUGUUUCUGGCCGCUCACUUUCCACACCAGGUCUUCUUUGGAGUUAUUUCAGGAUUGAUUGUGGCUGAAGCGUUUGGUCGGAUUGAUACAAUCUACAAUGUGAAGUUUACGCAGUACCUGAAGAUCACUCUGUCCUUGUUCUCCUUCGCUCUGGGCUUCUAUCUGGUGCUGAGAGUGCUGGGAGUGGACUUGCUGUGGUCAGUGGAGAAAGCCCAGAGAUGGUGCGCCCGAGCAGAAUGGGUCCACAUCGACAGCACUCCCUUCGCUGGUCUGGUCAGGAACAUGGGGGCCUUGUUCGGAUUGGGAUUAGCUCUCAACUCCCCCAUUUAUGCUGAGAGCUGCAAAGGGAAGAGGAGCCAGCAGUUCAGCUUCAGACUAAGUUGUAUAGUGGCUUCAUUACUCAUCCUGCAUCUGUUUGACUCAGUGAAGCCCCCGACUCAGACAGAAUUCCUGUUUUACUUUCUGUCUUUCUGUAAGAGUGCUGCUGUACCUCUGGCUGCUGUGGUAUUUGUUCCAUACUGUGUGUCACAAAUUGUAAACCGAGAGGAGAAGGAAAAGCUUCUAUAGAUUUCUGAAGUCACAAAACUUGGAAACAUGUUCACAGCACUGAUGUGUGCUUUUAUAAACAGAGAGAAAAUACUAGAAUUGCACUGCAUCUGAAAUGAGAAAAAAUGCUGAAGGAGGCAAUGGGCAGAGGAAUUGUGAAAAACAGACAAAGAAGUCAGUGUUUCAGUGUGGUGGCAUGUUGAUCCACCCAAUCUCUUUCCAGAUGCUACUAAAUCAUCAGUUUUCCUGUUUACUUUCCCCUGUUUCAUUUUUUAAAAACUCCAAAUUUUUGGGGACAUUUGUACUUUUUUAGUUUCUGGAUGUUAUUUUGAUUUGCAUGUCAUGUGAAAGGAAAACAGUUGUGUUCAGAGGAAUCAAUUGAUGGAUUUCUGAAUGCACAAUUAGUUAAUCACUUUUUUCUUAAUAUAGAGAAGUAAACUGUGUGAGCAAAUUUUCAUAGGGUCGAUAGCUUUAGUUGUCCUAGGUCUAAGUAUGAGCCAGUUGUAUCCUUCUGUCAUGAGUAUACAGCAAUUUGACUUAGUGAGGGUGCAGGGUUAAAAAUGGUGCUUUCACUAAAGGUAUAGUGAAUCAAAUGCACAUUUCAUACAAUUGCCUGAUUCGUUGAGGGAAUAUGGCACUGUACCUGCCUUGGUUUAGGGCUGGGCACAGCUUAAUGGCUUGCAUCUAUAGGAGGAAAUGAAGAUGGAGCGUCUGCUGUCUUCUCAGCAUAAUCUGCAGAUGUAGAUCAACCUGGAGGUUAUCAGGCCAGAAAAGAAUGAUAAACGGGAAAUCAAUCGAACGAUCAGAGCAUUCUAACAAUUAUCAACAUUCAGGGUUGGGAACAGGCUUUCGGCUGGGUACCAUCUGUUAAAACGUUUUCUGUUAACUCCAUGUAUGUUCAGACUUUUGGAAUAUAAUUCUUUCAAGAGAUGUGGGUAGUGUAAGCUAGAGGUUUUGUUUAUCGCCCAUCCCUAACCGCCUGGAAAAGGUGGUGUACCGCCUUCUUGAACCACAGCAGUCCAUCUGGUGGAAGUAAACAAUGAUGUUAGGAAGGGAUGUCUAGUUCUUUGAUCCAGCCAUAGUGAAGAAGUGCAAUACUGUGGCUUGAAGGAGGUGUUCCCAAUCAUUUGCUGCCCUUGUUUUCUAGAUGAUAGAGGCUGUGGGUCUGGAAAGCGCUUUUGAAAAUGAUACAAUGAGUGGCUGCUGUGCCUCUUGUAAUGAUACUCACAGAAUGAUUAUAAACACAGAGGAGGCCAUUUGGCUCAUCAGAUCUGCAUCAUCUGGCACUAUGCAUUGGUGAUGGAAGGGAUGACUUUUCAUGAUAGUGGAUAGGAUGCCUAUUAAGCAAGCCACUUUAUCCUUUAUGUGUGUCUAUAUUCCACUGUAAUUUCAUUCUGACUGCUGAAGUCCAUUGUCUGGCCUUUGUGCCUAGCUGGGAAAGACAUUGAAAUGCUACACAUUUCAUUGUAGCUGCUUCAAUACUGUUUCAUGUCUGAAUGCUGUUCCACUAGGUAAUGACAAUGUUGAUCGAUGUUGUUAUCCACCACACAAUGUUCCAUUACACAGUCAGGCCAGUGGCCAGUUCUGCACCCAAGAAAAAAACAGCAACAGCUGAGACUCAAAAUGAAUUGUUCUAUUUUUUCUUUUUGUAUAUAUGGUCCUCAAAACACUUCAGGCUGUUUAGUUGUAAUAGUAAUUUCAAAUGGUGUGGAAUCAUUUGAUUCUAAUAAAGUUACAUGAUGUAAUUUCCAUUCAAA
This is a messenger RNA of Chiloscyllium plagiosum (whitespotted bambooshark), 2885 nucleotides long. RefSeq names its product glucose-6-phosphatase catalytic subunit 1-like. Gene Ontology annotation, molecular function: glucose-6-phosphatase activity. NCBI's taxonomy places the organism in Eukaryota, Metazoa, Chordata, Chondrichthyes, Orectolobiformes, Hemiscylliidae. Gene Ontology annotation, biological process: gluconeogenesis; glucose 6-phosphate metabolic process. The record is from RefSeq and is a predicted model, not a curated record. Gene Ontology annotation, cellular component: membrane.